This is a messenger RNA of Puma concolor (puma), 1062 nucleotides long. The record is from RefSeq and is a predicted model, not a curated record. Lineage: Eukaryota; Metazoa; Chordata; Mammalia; Carnivora; Felidae.
AUGGGACCCAGGGCUCGGAGGGGACGCGCCGCGCCCGCUGCCAGGGACUCUUGGUGGGUUCUACUCAGUCUCAGUUUGCUUCUGAGGACUUCGGGGUUCCAAGCAGCAAAUGCCUCUAAACCCAAUAUUCUACUGAUAAUGGCAGAUGAUCUUGGCAUUGGGGAUCUUGGUUGCUAUGGAAACAAUACCCUGAGAGGCCAGUAUCACCCCUCCCACAAUUGUGACACCCAGGCCAAGCCCAGGCACGGCGACGAGUCCACUGGCAUGGAAGCCCAUGAUGGGUACCGCGCCCUCCAGUGGAACGGGGGAUCGGGUGGACUCCCCGAGAAUGAAACCACGUUUGCAAGAAUCCUGCAGCAACAAGGUUAUGCAACCGGCCUCAUAGGGAAAUGGCACCAGGGCGUAAAUUGUGAAUCCCGCGAUGACCACUGCCACCACCCACUGAACCACGGAUUUGACUAUUUCUAUGGCAUGCCUUUCACGCUUGUGAAUGACUGUGACCCAGGCAGGCCCCCGGAAGUGGACGCCAGCACGAGAGCGAGGCUGUGGUUUUACACCCAGGUGGCGGCAUUCGGAGUGCUGACCGUUGCUCUUGGCAAGAUUUGGGGGUUAAUCUCCGUGCCCUGGAAAGCGGUCCUGGGUGCGGCCAGCCUCGUCUUCCUCUUUUUUGCCUCCUGGUAUGCCAGCUUCGGGUUUGUGCGUCGUUGGAACUGUAUCCUGAUGAGAAACCAUGACGUCACUGAGCAGCCCAUGGUUUUGGAAAGAACCGCGCGUCUCAUGCUACAGGAGGCAGUUUCCUAUAUUGAGAGCCUCGAGAAAGUCCGGACAGAUCCAUGCUUUAGAGGUGAAAUCCUUCAGGCCAUUGAAGAAAACGGUCUGAAAAACACGACAUUCGCGUAUUUUACCUCUGAUCACGGAGGACAUUUGGAGGCAAGAGACGAACGCGGCCAGCUGGGGGGAUGGAAUGGAAUAUUCAGAGGGUGGCUGCACCAGUCUGCAUUCCCAGCAACGGUGCACGAGCGCUCCUUUCUCUGCACCCCGUCGCCAACCUGUGUUGGAUGA